Rotaria socialis is the source of this 1470-nucleotide messenger RNA. Lineage: Eukaryota; Metazoa; Rotifera; Eurotatoria; Philodinida; Philodinidae. The record is from the annotation of a GenBank genome assembly.
AUGAUGUUAGGUUCCGUUAUUAUCGCUCUCCUAUGCUUUGCUACAAUUUCUGCUCAAGAUAAUGAUGAGCAUCUUCUUGUUCGAAACAUGCGAGCAUCUGAAAAUUGCUAUGGUGAAUAUGGAUGUUUUACAACAGCAGCACCAUUCGGUGGUACACUUCAACGGCCAUUUUUUAUGUUACCUGAUCGACCCGGUGUCAUUGGAACCACCUUCUUUCUGUAUACAAGAGAAACACGCAAAACUCGUACUGAAAUCGGUCGUUACACAACUCUUGGGACAUGGAACGCAACGAAACCAACAAAAAUCUUUAUUCACGGCUUUCUAGACGGUAGUAAUAGACCAUGGUGGGUCGAUAUGAAAAAUGCUAUACUUGCAGCUGAAGAUGUUAAUGUUAUUAUGACUGAUUGGUCAAAAGGUAAUGGAUUUCCAUAUGAAAAAGCAUCAACAAAUACUCAAGUGGUUGGUGCUGAAAUUGCAUUACUCGUCAAAUAUAUGAUUGAAGAACAUGGUGCUAAAGCUGCCGAUUUUCAUAUAAUUGGCCAUUCACUGGGUGGUCAAACAGCAGGAUACGCUGGUGAAAGAAUCCCUGGUUUAGGGAGAAUUACAGGUUUGGAUCCUGCUGGCCCUUAUUUUGAAAAAACAGGUCCAAAAGUUCGUCUUGAUUCAACUGAUGCCUUAUUUGUCGAUGUUAUACAUACGGAUGGUAGCCAUAAUCUUCUUCUUGGACUUGGUAGUCUUGAACGAAUGGGUCAUGUUGACUUUUUCCCCAACGGUGGUCUCAAUCAACCUAGUUGCCCUAAAACAUCUGGCAAAAUAAUAAAUCUUAUUCUUCAACUUGGUCAAAUGGAUGUUCAAGGUUUUAUCGAAACAUCCCUAUGUAGCCAUUUCUCUGCCGUUUCUUUCUUUACGGACACAAUUCGUAAUCAAUGUCCUUAUGUCGGUUAUUCAUGUCCUAAUUAUGAAGCUUUUAAUAGUGGUAAAUGUUCACUUGCAUGUGAUGGAAAUGAACAUCAAUGUAAUCGUAUGGGCUAUUGGACAUCUCCAACUGAUGGAAAAGGAGAUCUUUAUUUAAAAACUCAAGAUGCUAAUGCUUUUCCAUUUUGCAUAUAUCAUUAUCAAGUUACACUUCAAUCAGGAUCUGAUUAUGUUCAAACACGUGGUAAAGUUACUGUUACACUUAUUGGUACACUUGAAACCGUUAAUGUUGUUUUUGAUGAUGAUGAAACAACAUUUAAACGUGAUUCAGUACAAACACGUUUUAUUCCAUUAACAACAGAUAUUGGUGAAGUAACUGCUGUUGAUAUUCAAUUUCAGAAAACAACCAAUUGGAUUUCAUCAAUCCUGUAUUCGGCUUCAUGGAAAUUUACUAAAGCUACUGUCAUGAAUGCGGAUCAACAACACAGUCGUAUCUUCUGUUCGAAUGAAGUUGACGUCGGAUCUGGUUCCGCUGUUCGAUUUUCAUCUUGUUAA